This is a messenger RNA of Staurois parvus, 336 nucleotides long. Lineage: Eukaryota; Metazoa; Chordata; Amphibia; Anura; Ranidae. The record is from the annotation of a GenBank genome assembly.
AUGGAGAUCAUAUCCCCCCUUAUGUAUUAUACAUGGAGAUCAUAUCCCCCCUUAUGUAUUAUACAUGGAGAUCAUAUCCCCCCUUAUGUAUUCUAUAUGGGGAUCAUAUCCCCCCUUAUGUAUUAUACAUGGAGAUCAUAUCCCCCUUAUGUCACCUUAUAAGGAUAGACGUCCAGUCCAGGGGCGGACUGACCAUUUGGAAACCGGGCCCUGCCCGAGGGCCCGGGGUCUGUAAGGGGCCCCAUGAGAUGCCCUGGUACCUUUUUCAUAGGCUUUUUUGAGUUUUGGCAAGGACACAGGGGCCCCAUGAUCCCCUAUUGCCCGGGGGCCCCAUGA